AAAUCAUGUUACAUGUUGAUAAUAGUGACGGCCAAUGAACUUUUCGUAACCGGUUGAUAACAGAACAAGUAGAAUAUCUACUUGCCGAUUUUCUUACGGAAUUUUUUAUUAAAAAAUAUAUACACAGUUUAAAUACAUACAAAAGUAUCGCACGUAGUGAUAUUAAUAUUGUUAGUAAUUAAUUAACGAUUACAAUAUGUUAUUUUUUAAAACGCCCAUGAUAAAAAAAAUUUCCCAUGUUGGCCUAAUUAAUCUCCGUGCUUAUAGUUCCAAAGUAAAAUUAAAUGAUGUAGUCAUAGUCAGUGCAGCCAGAACCCCUAUGGGUUCCUUUCUUGGAUCACUCUCUAAUUUAUCUGCAACUAAACUUGGAGCAGUUGCUAUACAGGCAGCAAUUGAACGGGCUGGUAUAGCUAAAGAUCAAGUGAAAGAAGUAUACAUGGGAAACGUUUGUCAAGCUUAUCUUGGUCAAGCUCCAGCCAGACAAGCUACUUUAUUCGCUGGGCUACCCAAGUCAACGGUCUGUACCACGGUAAAUAAAGUCUGUGCGAGUGGUAUGAAGAGUAUUAUGCUUGCUGCACAAUCAUUACAAUGUGGACAUCAAGAAAUUGUACUUGCUGGUGGAAUGGAAUCUAUGUCCAAUGUACCAUUUUAUCUUAAAAGGGGUGAAACUAUGUACGGUGGUAUAAAACUUGAGGAUGGCAUUGUAUUUGAUGGCUUGACUGAUGUAUAUAACAAAUGUCAUAUGGGUAACUGUGCCGAAAACACUGCUAAAAAAUUUAAUAUCACACGACAAGAACAAGAUAAAUAUGCAAUUAAUAGUUACAAGCGUAGUGCUGCAGCCUAUGAAAAGAAAAUUUUUAAUGAUCAAAUUGUACCGGUUAAUGUACCUCAGAAGAAAGGUAAACCAGAUGUUAUUUUUGCAGAAGAUGAAGAAUACAAAAAAGUGAACUUUGACAAAUUUGACAAAUUAAAUACUGUUUUUCAGAAAGAAAAUGGAACUGUAACUGCUGGAAAUGCAUCCACAUUAAACGAUGGUGCUGCUGCUUUAAUUUUAACAACCACCGAUGUAGCACAAAAGUUAAAUCUGAAACCUUUGGCUCGUAUAGUAGGUUUUCAAGAUGCUGCAACCGAUCCCAUUGAUUUCCCAAUUGCACCUGCUCUCGCUGUUCCCACUCUGUUACAAAAUGCUGGGUUAAACAAAAAUGAUAUAACUCUUUGGGAAAUUAAUGAAGCUUUUAGCGUUGUGGUUGUAGCUAAUCAAAAAUUACUUGACAUCGAUCCUUCGAAAGUAAAUAUACACGGUGGUGCGGUAUCUCUUGGACAUCCAAUAGGGAUGUCGGGAGCUCGAAUAGUCGUGCAUUUGGUGCAUGCCUUAAAGUCUGGAGAGAAAGGUGUUGCAUCUAUUUGCAAUGGUGGAGGUGGUGCUUCCUCGAUUUUAAUUGAAAAAUUGCUUGGCUUGAAGAGAAAAGUGGAGGUGGUAAAGAAAGAAAGAAAGAAAGAAAGAAAGAAAGAAAGAAAGAAAGAGGAAGAAGAAAGAAGAAGAAGAAGAAGAAGAACGUCGAUGCACCGUGUACGUAGGAGCGAGGGUAAGCUUCUCAGAUGGCGUUGCGAUCGUCGAACUCGAUCGGUUCACGAACUUUUGAAAGGGCCGCCGCUCCUUAGGAACCAGUUGCUGCAGGUCGUCUCGAAAUACGGACGUGAAAUCUCGUCUCUCCGUGAAGUACGUUUGAUUAAUUUACGGAAUAACAAUAUUUUAUUUGAUCAUUAAACAAAUGGACAAAUUAAGAUAAUGAAAGAUAAGGACGAUUAUCGAUAACCACAAGGGAAAAUCUAGAGCGUUAAAAGAAGAGAAUAUUUUCGUAUCGCGAGGUUAAGAACGAUGAUUUUUUUUCUUCGGUGCACCG
Vespula pensylvanica (western yellowjacket) is the source of this 1904-nucleotide messenger RNA. It is a transcript of the gene Acat1, whose product is annotated as acetyl-CoA acetyltransferase, mitochondrial. NCBI's taxonomy places the organism in Eukaryota, Metazoa, Arthropoda, Insecta, Hymenoptera, Vespidae. Gene Ontology annotation, molecular function: acetyl-CoA C-acetyltransferase activity. The coding region runs from base 197 to 1768 and encodes 523 amino acids. The record is from RefSeq and is a predicted model, not a curated record. The transcript is spliced from 9 exons. Gene Ontology annotation, biological process: fatty acid beta-oxidation.